AACUGAGAAAAAGUGGUUCGUUUCAAAUUGUAAAUAUUUUGGAUGUGAGAUAUGCCAUCUCAAUUCACCGCUUAGAUUUAAUUACAUUUUUGAUUUAGAGCGGUAGAGUUAGUGACAAAUCUGAAUAAAAUAGAGAAAUGUCGGUCACCCUGCAUACCGAUGUUGGAGACAUAAAAAUUGAAUUAUUUUGUGAGCUUUGUCCCAAGGCAUGCGAAAAUUUUUUAGCACUUUGUGCUAGUGGGUAUUAUGAUGGAUGUUUAUUUCAUAGAAAUAUAAAGGGAUUCAUUGUUCAAACUGGUGAUCCAACAGGAACUGGUAAAGGAGGUACUAGUAUAUGGGGUAGAAAGUUUGAGGAUGAAUUAAAAGAUGAAUUGAAGCAUAAUACCAGAGGUAUAGUAUCUGUAGCUAAUAAUGGACCAAAUUCCAAUGGUUCACAGUUUUUCAUAACUUAUGCUAAACAACCUCACUUAGAUAUGAAAUAUACAAUCUUUGCAAAAGUCAUUGAUGGAUUAGAGACUUUAGAUGAAUUAGAAAAACUGCCUGUCAAUUCAAAGACAUUUCGACCUUUAACUGAUACUAGACUCAAUUCUGUUACUAUUCAUGCAAAUCCUUUUGCAAAAUGAUUGUUAAAAAAAGUUUCCACCUCUACUCAAACGAAGUUUAUGUAUAUAUAAAGUUAUAUUUUUAUAAUAAAGACAAGUUU
Molecule: messenger RNA, 703 nt
Organism: Argiope bruennichi
Lineage: Eukaryota; Metazoa; Arthropoda; Arachnida; Araneae; Araneidae
Product: peptidyl-prolyl cis-trans isomerase-like 3
Exons: 6
Coding region: 138-623 (161 amino acids)
Biological process (GO): protein folding; protein peptidyl-prolyl isomerization
Cellular component (GO): catalytic step 2 spliceosome
Molecular function (GO): peptidyl-prolyl cis-trans isomerase activity
Source: RefSeq, a predicted model, not a curated record